Messenger RNA from Zootoca vivipara (common lizard), 5147 nucleotides. RefSeq names its product lysosomal alpha-glucosidase. The record is from RefSeq and is a predicted model, not a curated record. Gene Ontology annotation, biological process: carbohydrate metabolic process. Lineage: Eukaryota; Metazoa; Chordata; Lepidosauria; Squamata; Lacertidae. Gene Ontology annotation, molecular function: alpha-1,4-glucosidase activity; carbohydrate binding.
ACAUACAUACAUACAUACAUACAUACAUACAUACAUACAUACAUACAUAUGGCGUGGCAGACUUUAUUUUGCCACCACGUGCUGGGCUCCAGUAAUGACUCAGCAAAUUCCACGCUUUAGCCUUUCCUCUCUCUCUCUCUCUCUGACCCCUCCCAUCUAGGCUCCUCCCCCUACCUUCCACAAGGAGGCGCAUGCGCGAGCCGGCCCAGCGCGCGGCCCAAUCCCGGACCUCCCUCCGUCCCCUCAGCGGUCCAACCGAAUUCGCCUGUUUUUCUUCCCCUCACGAAACAACAAAGCCGCCGCCGCCACUCCACACGCAGAAAAUGAAGUCCUAUCAGAAGCUGACAGCAGAUGUCCCCCAAAUCACAGAAUCUGGAGAGGAGGCCGCUGAUGGGAAACCGCUGUGUCAUCAGAAGUUGUCCACUUGGUGGCUGGGUGGGGGCCUCCUAACAGUGGCCGCCCUGCUUAGCGGGGUAACUGUCUGGGUUCUCGGGCAGAUCUGGUGGGGUCAGCACGGAACACUGCCCCUGACCAAGUGUGUCUCCAUCCCAGAAAGCCUCCGCUUUGACUGUUUCCCAGAGAGAAGCACAGUCGUGACGCGGGAGCUGUGCGAGGCCCGGGGCUGCUGCUUCGUCGAUGGUGACUGGCCUUCAGGCAGCGCGAGGGGGGUACCCUGGUGCUUCUACCCGCCUGACUUCCCCAGCUACACCUUGGGCAGCCUGAAUGAAACUAAGCUAGGAGUGCGAGGUUUUCUGACCAGGAAGGCAAAGACCUAUUACCCGAAAGAUGUUGAGAAGCUGCAGCUCAGCGUGGAGUUUGAAACAGAUGCCCGGCUACAUGUCAAGAUCACUGAUGCCACAGAGUCUCGGUACGAAGUGCCCCUUGAUGUUCCUCCAGCAACCAAGAGAGCGGAGAAUCCAUUGUACACCAUUGAGUUCUCCAGGGAGCCCUUUGGGUUGAUAGUGAAACGGAAAUCUUCGGGGACCGUGCUGUUGAACACAACAGUGGCUCCCUUGUUCUUUGCUGAUCAGUUUCUGCAGAUUUCUACAGUCCUUCCAUCCACAUUCAUUUAUGGACUGGGAGAACAUCGAAGCAACUUCUUGCAUAGUCUGGAGUGGAACACCCUGACCUUCUGGGCCCGAGAUGUCCCCCCUACGGAGUCCUACAAUCUCUAUGGCGUCCACCCCUUUUACCUUGCCAUGGAGAAAGACGGAGCUUCCCAUGGCGUAUUCCUCAUGAACAGCAACGCAAUGGAGGUGGUGCUUCAGCCCGCACCUGCCCUCACCUGGAGACCCAUUGGAGGCAUUCUGGAUUUCUACAUCCUCCUAGGCCCAGACCCCAAUUUGGUGGUCCAGCAGUACCAGCAGGUGAUUGGUUUCCCAGCCAUGCCUCCCUUUUGGGGACUGGGCUUCCAUCUCUGCCGCUGGGGCUAUGGAACAAGCAACGAGACCUGGGAGACCGUCAAGGCCAUGAGGAAUUUUCAGAUCCCGCAGGCUGCCCAGUGGAAUGAUAUUGACUACAUGGAUGGCUAUCGAGACUUCACCAUCGACUCCCAGAAGUUUGGCACUCUCCCCCAGUUGGUGGAAGACCUUCACAAACAUGGGCAGCACUACGUGAUGAUUCUGGACCCAGGAAUCAGCAGCACCCAACCUCCAGGCUCUUACUGGCCUUACGAUGAAGGCUUGAAGCGUGGAAUAUUCAUCAACAGCACCCAAGGAAAACCUCUGAUCGGGAAGGUCUGGCCCGGCCUCACCGCUUUCCCCGACUUCUCUAACCUAAACACUCACCAGUGGUGGCUGGAAAACCUGGAGAGAUUCCACUCCCUCGUCCCCUUUGAUGGCCUUUGGAUUGACAUGAACGAACCAUCGAACUUUGUGGAUGGCUCCCUCGCAGGCUGUUCCCAGGAAGAGCUAGAUAAACCCCCAUACGUGCCCGCCGUACUGGGAAAUUCCCUUUCCGCCAAGACCAUCUGUGCCUCCUCCAGGCAGAACGCAUCUGUGCACUACAAUCUCCAUAACCUCUAUGGGCUGAUGGAAGCCAAGGCUACUGCUAGCGCGCUAGUCAAGAUCCGAGGGAAGCGGCCUUUUGUCAUCUCCCGCUCCUCCUUCCCCAGCCAGGGCAGGUAUUCAGGGCACUGGCUUGGUGACAACAGGAGCGAGUGGAAGGACAUGGUCUGCUCCAUCCCAGGGGUGCUCAGCUUCAGCCUCUUUGGGAUCCCAUUGGUCGGGGCAGACAUCUGCGGCUUCUUGGGCUCCACCACAGAGGAGCUUUGCACUCGCUGGAUGCAGUUGGGAGCCUUCUACCCCUUUGCACGAAACCACAACACCCAGGACGUGAAGGCCCAAGAUCCCACCGCGUUCAGCCCUGCCGCCCGAACUGCCAUGAAGGCAGCGCUAGAGGUCCGCUAUGCCCUCCUGCCGUACCUCUACUCUCUCUUCCACCGGGCUCACCUGCAAGGGGACACUGUGGCCCGGCCUCUCUUCUUCGAGUUCCCGAAGGAUGUGGCCACUUACUCCAUUGACAGGCAGUUCCUCUGGGGGCGGGGCCUGCUUCUGACUCCCGUGCUGGAGCCUGGCGUGAAUUCGGUGAUUGGCUACUUUCCCCGAGGCUUGUGGUAUGACUACUACACGGGCUCUUCAGUGAACAGCAGCGGGGAGAACCUGAAGAUGGCCGCACCUCUGGACCACAUCAACGUGCAUGUGCGGGAAGGGACCAUCCUGCCAACCCAGAAACCCGGAGGCAGCACAGCAGUGGGCAGUGGGAAUGCUCUUCACCUGAUUGCGGCCCUGUCGCAGAACGCCAAUGCCUGGGGAGACCUUUACUGGGAUGACGGCGAGAGCCUGGACACGUUCGCCAAGGGCGACUAUUCUUACUUCGUGUUCAAUGUCACACAGAACACAUUCACUUCCACUGUCCUGCAUUCCAAUGCGGGAGCCACGUACGUCACAGUCGAUGCGCUGAGUGUCUACGGGGUCCGGGAAGAGCCAAAGACAGUCACUGUCAAUGGCAAGGAGAGGCCUUUUACCUAUCUGACAAACCAGGUUCUCACUGUGAGUGACCUCCAGCUCAACCUCAGCCGUGGAUUCAGCAUACACUGGAUGUGAGACUGGCAGUUCCCUCCCCCCCAGCCGUCUGAAUGUACUGUUGCCAGCAGGCGGGUCUGUCGCCCGUCCAGGCCCUCCAGAUGGGGGGCCGCACACCCCUAGGAGGGUCUCUGCGGCCCCGAGCCUCGUGCUCUCUUCUUCGCGUCUCCUCAGGAAAAAGACUCCCUGCUGCUUCAGCUUUUACUGCAUUUUUGCCAAAAAACGAAGCCCCGUCUCAGCUCGGCCCUCGAUGGGGCGAGGGUCUCUUGCACGCUGCUGGGCGUCCCCACCGAGCCAUCCCGCGCUUUGGACCGUGUUUGCUGCUCCCGUCGGAAAAGGGAGAUGCCUCCGUCGCCUUCGCUGGGUUAGAGCGCCUAAGCUGUAUAUCUGUGUGUGUGAGUUUUGUGCGUGUUUCUAAAGGUAGCCCUGGAUCUCUGUGUUGCUGCUGCUGCUGCUGCUGCUGCUGCUACAUCCUGUAUCAUCGCACUGUCUCUGCCACUGCAUGAGAAGGGACCUAAUGCAUGCCAAACGUCCCAAUCCCAGUGCCUGGUUUUCCCGGGUUUAAAGGAUCCGUGAUAGCAAGGCUGGGGGCAGGAGGGGGGGAGGAGGACUUCUUCUUCCUAAGAUGCCACAGAGACCCCUGCCAGGCUCUCCUUGAGCAAGUUGCGCUGUUUGUGGGGCAUAACCCCACCCUCCAGGGUCCUGAUGUGGGGAGGAGAGGAUACACAAGCCCAGGGUCUCUGCUGUCUUUUGCCGGGAGCAGGAUCUGAACGUGGAGCAAGGGCAGAAAGUGCAGCACCUCCAAGCCAGGCGAAGGGAGGAGGACAGGUUCCUGAGCCUUCAUCCUCUGCGCCAAUGAGAGGGGCAGGUGAUGUUCACUACAGUACCCUUUUGUUUCCGUAGAGGGCACUAAAGCUUGGGCACAUGCAGCCUGGGGUGCCUCUCUUGGGGCACAUUCACGCCAUGCGUUUAAAGCUAUGAUACCGCAGCGGUGGCUUAUCCCAAAGGAUUCUGGGAGCUGUAGUUUGUUCAGGGUUCUGAGGGAGCAUUCUGCAAACAGGAAUUCCCUGUGAAGAGGGAUUGAUCAUCAAACCACUCUGGGAAAGGAAUAGGGGUCCCCUCACAACCCUCAGAAGCCUUAACAAACCACAGCUCCCAGAAUCCUUUGGGGGGAAUGGCCGUUUACAGUGGCAAAUGUGUGGUACGAAUGUGCUCCCAAGGCUCAGCGUCAAUUCCGGACAUUUCCUGGUUCAUAAGAAGUGUCCAGCUGGAUCAGGCCCCAGGCCCCAUCCAGCAUCGUCACUGUGGCCAACCAAAUGUUUGGGGUUAGCCUGUUUAGGCCUCUUGUCUCUGUGCAGGAGCCGGUAAAAACGCCAUUCCUCCAGGACCUGAGCCCAAGAGAACUCGCCUGGAGUUCUGGUAUGCAGCACAAGGCAGCUUGUUCUCAAACAAACAUUGAAAGCCAAAGCCCUAUUUUGCCAACAUUGCUUUAAACCCACAAAGGUCAACAGAGGGUUUUCACCUCGUCAUAUCCCCACUUUCUUUGAUGGUCCACAGGUUCUGCUUGAAGGUGCCUUCCGGCUAUAACUGAACUGGGCUUUGUUGACCUAACCCACAGCCUCACUUAGGGCUGGCCCCUUGGGGUUUUGCCGCCUUAUGUGAGGUUUGCUUCUUCCAGUGCUGCGGAGGUUGUACCUCUUGCAUCACAUCCCAACACCUGCUUUCUUCGCCAAGAGGGAAUUUGGGCUGAUUGUGAACCCGCCUCCUGUUUGAAUGUCUCUGCAGUGAUUCAGAAUGUACCCUUGUGGGGGGGAAUGCUCAGUUGCACUAUUUUUUAUACCGAUCCCUCCUUCCCCCUACCUGCAGUUUCGUGAGCGGAGCAGAGCAGGGAGCUGCCUGCCUUGCUUCUGGCCAUUUGGGAAAGGCCAGCAGUGCCGAGAAACAAAGUGAGUGGCGUAUUCAGAUUGUUCAGCUUUUACCCGUUCAUUUGGGGCUUUGCAUCUGCCAUUUCUCUGUGGCUGGCUGUACUCAGAUUGAGACUCAAUAAAACAAAACUUCAAAGAG